Molecule: messenger RNA, 8710 nt
Organism: Paramormyrops kingsleyae
Lineage: Eukaryota; Metazoa; Chordata; Actinopteri; Osteoglossiformes; Mormyridae
Product: sodium/calcium exchanger 1-like
Biological process (GO): calcium ion import across plasma membrane; cell communication; sodium ion transmembrane transport
Cellular component (GO): postsynapse; axon; sarcolemma
Molecular function (GO): calcium:sodium antiporter activity
Source: RefSeq, a predicted model, not a curated record
AGGAGCACGCCGCUUCUGUCCUUCGGCUCGCAGUGGCUCGAAAGGCUGCCCCCCUUUUGCCAGCCACCCUUUACAGUCACUUCAUGCUAUUCUGCUGAUGGGAGAGCAUCGAGUAGUCUGGCUUCCUCGACUGAUGUUUUCCUUAUUCUGUCUCCUUCUACAUUCCCGUUAAUCGUGCUGCCUCUUUCUGUUACACAGAUUAUACUGAAAUACAGUAGACACGUUCAGUUCCUUCAUUAUUUUGCUGGGUGGGGGGAAACUAAGGCAUUCGCCAUAAGGCUACCCUUAGCCUGCAUUCAGUCAACGACCGUGUACAGAAACCUGCGCGCGUCCGAUCAGCCUCUGAAUGGGAAUUUCCACCGGAUUCGAAGACUGUGAAAAGAAGAAAGGGCAUAAAGCGAUUUCCACGUUUUUUUCCACGCUUGCAAGAAGUUGUGUUUCGCAUUUUCAGACUUUCUUUCGGACGCACUGUGGCAUCGUUGAAGUGGGAAGUGUGCAUUAUGAAAAACCCAGUUUAUUUUUAGCUGUGACUGGGGGAAAAAUAAAUAAGAGGAGGCACUGGUGAAGGUUGAUCGAGAGAACAGGAAGAGGUGAGCAUUAACUUGAAAAGAGUUGGCGACGACACAGUAUCUGUGGACUUACAGGUGUAUUAUCCUAAAGCGCCGCAUGUUCUAAGACGCGUCCAAGGCUGUGACCAUCGGCUGCAUUCGUCAGUAUUUAAAUGUCUAUUGCGACGUGCAAGCAGCUUUUCAUCUGUUAUAUGACAUUCCUUUAUUACCUGGCGGAGAGAUUAGGGAGGCGGCAGUAAACGGAAAAAUAGUUACAAAAGACACCUUUCCAUGUGCGGCCGGGCACGGCUGUAAGACCUAGGCGACGAGGGAUCGAGGUGAUCCGCGGAUGACUGGAAGCCCAAGGGAGUCUACCACUGUCUCACGAAGGGCUGUCACUGCCGCCCGUAAAGACAAUAGCAGGAUUCUCAGGAAAGGAGGUGAUUGAACCCUGUGGCCCCGGAGACUGGACCACAUCUCCUCAGCCAUGCCCCCCCUCUGCUUUCCACACGUCUCUAAAACCCACUUCCUCGUCCUGCUCUUAGGGGUGGUGCAGCUCUGCCACGCAGGGUCCCAUAACCUCACCCCCAAUAAAUCACCUGCAAACUGCUCUGGGAGCGAUGGUUGUGUUGAGGGGGUGGUCCUUCCCGUUUGGAACCCCCAAAACCCCUCGGUGGGGGACAAGGUGGCCCGGGCCAUCGUUUACUUCGUGGCGCUCAUCUAUAUGUUCCUGGGCAUGUCAAUCAUUGCCGACCGCUUCAUGUCUUCCAUCGAGGUCAUCACCUCGCAAGAGAAGGAGAUCACCAUCAAGAAGCCCAACGGUGAGUCUACCACUGCCACUGUGCGCAUCUGGAACGAGACUGUCUCCAACCUGACCCUCAUGGCGCUGGGCUCCUCGGCCCCCGAGAUCCUGCUCUCCGUUAUCGAGGUGUGCGGCCACAAGUUCGACGCCGGCGAGAUGGGCCCCAGCACCAUCGUGGGCAGCGCUGCCUUCAACAUGUUCGUCAUCAUUGCCCUCUGUGUCUACGUGGUACCAGACGGCGAGACCCGCAAGAUCCGGCACCUGCGGGUCUUCUUCGUCACGGCCGCCUGGAGCAUCUUCGCCUACGUCUGGCUGUACCUCAUCCUGUCGGUCUUCUCUCCGGGCGUGGUGGAGGUGUGGGAGGCUGUGCUCACCUUCCUCUUCUUCCCGCUCUGCGUGGUGCAGGCCUGGGUCGCCGACCGCCGUCUGCUCUUCUACAAGUACGUCCAGAAGCGUUACCGUGCCGACAAAAGCCGCGGCAUCAUCAUCGAGACGGAGGGCGAUGGAAUCUUCACCAAGAUGGACAUGGAGAUGGGGACCAAUUCGCACCACAAGGAAGCUCUUGAUGGCAUGUUAGCUGGUAUGGAGGAGAGUGGAUUGGGCGGUGGAGCUGGGGGGCGGGACCAGGAGGAAGAGGCACGACGGGAGAUGGCACGCACCCUCAAGGAACUCAAGCAGAAGCACCCAGAGAAGGACGUGGAGCAGCUGAUCGAGAUGGCCAACUAUCAGGUGCUGGUGCAGCAGCAGAAGAGCCGCGCCUUCUACCGCAUCCAGGCCACGCGCAUGAUGAUUGGCGCCGGCAACAUCCUGAAGAAGCACGCUGCCGACCAGGCGCGCAAGGUGGUGAGCUGCCACGAGGCACGUGCCCAGGAGGACGACCCCCACACCGCGCGGCUGCUCUUCCAGCCCUCGCACUACCAGUGCUUCGAGAACUGCGGCUCGCUCAAGGUGGCCGUGGCCCGGCAGGGGGGCGACGGCAACUGUACCGUCAAGGUGGAUUACCGCACGGAGGACGGUACAGCCAACGCGGGCUCCGAUUAUGAAUUCGCCGAAGGCACGCUGGUCUUCAAGCCCGGUGAGACCAUCAAGGAGCUGACAGUGGGCAUCAUCGAUGACGACAUCUUUGAGGAAGACGAGUACUUCUACGUACACCUCAGCAACCCCUGCGUGGUCCAUCAGGCAGAAAACGCCAUCUUCGAGCCUGGACCCAUCACCCUGGGCAACUGCCCAGCUCCGCCCCUGUCCUUGACCCCGGGAGUGGCAAAGGCAGCUCUGGGCGCCGCCCACACGGCCACGGUGACCAUCUACGACGACGACCACGCAGGCAUCUUCACGUUCGAGGGUGCGUCAACACGCGUCAGCGAGAGCGUGGGCACCAUGCAGGUGAAAGUGCAGCGCACGUCGGGGGCUCGUGGCCUGGUGGCUGUCCCCUUCCGCACCAUGGACGGCACCGCCAAGGGCGGGGAGGACUACGAGGAGGUGUCGGGGAAGCUUGAGUUCCUCAACGACGAGACCAUGAAGGUAAUAGAGGUGAAAAUCAUCGAUGACGAGGAGUAUGAGAAGAACAAGACCUUCACCAUCGAGUUGGGCGAGCCCGUUCUACUGGAGAUUGGACAAAAACAUGGAGACUCCAAUGAGAACAAGCCGGCAGUGGGAGCUGAGGACGAGGAGGUGGCCAAGAUGGGCUGCCCCAGCCUAGGGGAACACACUCGACUGGAGGUUGUGAUUGAGGAGUCGUACGAGUUCAAGAGCACAGUGGACAAGCUGAUCAAGAAGACCAACCUGGCUCUGGUGGUGGGCAGUAGCAGCUGGAGGGAGCAGUUUGUCAGUGCCGUCACGGUCAGCGCAGGUGAUGACGACGAGGAGGAGAGCGGUGAAGAACGCCUUCCCUCCUGCUUCGACUACAUCAUGCACUUCCUGACAGUCUUCUGGAAGGUUCUUUUCGCCUUCGUGCCGCCCACUGAGUACUGGAACGGCUGGGCCUGCUUCAUAGUGUCCAUCUUCCUCAUUGGGGCGUUGACAGCCAUCACCGGAGACCUUGCCUCACAUUUCGGCUGUACCAUUGGCCUCAAGGACUCCGUCACUGCUGUGGUGUUCGUGGCUCUUGGCACCUCUGUUCCAGAUACUUUUGCUAGCAAAGUGGCAGCCAUACAGGACCAAUAUGCUGACGCCUCCAUUGGCAACGUGACGGGCAGCAAUGCUGUCAACGUGUUCCUGGGCAUCGGCGUGGCGUGGACCAUCGCCGCCGUCUAUUGGCGCAGCAAGGGCAAGGAGUUCCGUGUGGAACCCGGCUCGCUGGCCUUCUCCGUCACGCUCUUCACCAUCCUGGCGGUGGUGUGUGUCUUGAUACUGCUGUACCGCCGAAGGCCCUCCGUGGCAGGGGGAGAACUGGGGGGGCCGCGGACGACCAAGUUGCUCACCUCCCUGCUCUUCUUCUCCCUCUGGCUGGUCUACAUCCUGUUGGCUUCACUUGAGGCCUAUUGCCAUAUACCUGGCUUCUAAGGGGACUAAUCUGCAGCAGCUCCCACCCAUACUGUCCUCUCAGUCUGUGAUAUCAGCAAACACCCCCUCCCAUCCCACCCCCGUCCAAAUGCUCACCUACUGACCAAUCAACUCUACUCAGUCUUAUUUAUUUUUGGUGGUACUUCCAUUAAUGGAUUUCGUUGGAUUAACUUCAUGAUUUUCGGCAGUCUUACCAGGAUCAGUGAGAUCCUGCUAGGGACAUAGUUCCAUAGUUCCUGUCGAUUAUUAUUUUAAUAGUUAAAUAUUCCUUCCCUGCUUCAUCCUGGGUUAUGCAUACAAGGAAAUUUGAUCGUCAAUGGGAGAAAAUGAAGUACAAUUCUUCCUGUACCGCUGAGAGAAACGAGUGUUCCGCCUCUUAAAGAACAGCUUCUCCACCCCUGUGUCCUGCUGCUGUGAGGACAUUUGUGAGGAAAGCCGUGGAGAACGACAGAAGUGAGGAUUCCUAGGAAAACAAGUGGGUCACUCGCUCAGAGGUUCACACUCGUCAAGGGCAUGGAUGUGCUACCAGGAUAUCAGAAAACAUGAGAAGACACCUUACCGUGCAGGGAGAGAACUGUAACCUAACAUGACGUUAUUCUGCUCAGGAGGAAAUGCGAUAGAGACAAUAGAAGCAGAAAUGGUUUAGAUUAGAUGUGGACUUUAACUCAGUGACUGAAGAUGAUUUUGAUGUUUUGCUGUAUAUUUUGUGUGUUAAAUGUGCUUGAUUUGUUGACGUUGGUAAGAAACAUGAGUGAGGUCCGCUAUGUUCAACGUGACAAAACCCCGUACGAUGUUAGUAAUACUUAAAUUCGUCAUCGGCUCUGGCGUACAUAAAAUGCAAGGUACGAUUUUAAUGCAUAUCUGCACUCGGAACUCCAUUUUUUAAAAACUGUAUGUUGCCUUCAUGAGCAAAAUUUGAUGUCGGCUGUUCCUGUGGAAGGUCAGAUUGCUGCAUCAGAAAUUUAAAUGUGGGAGCAAUACAAAGCUGAAGAACCAAUCAAGCAGAUAAUGGUCUUCUGCUGUUAGUCCAUCAAAAAGAUAAGACUUUGGUUCCUACAUCCAUACUCUGAACCAGGACUAGCUGUAGUCGUAGUCUAUAGGGGUCACACCAUCCCUGUCACCAGUUCCAAGCUAUAAAUCAUUCUCUCUCAACCCAGCUGCCCUGCCCAGGAUAUAAAAAGAUUAUGGUGAUGUUAUAGUUAAAAACUAAGCAUGAAUGCUGUGCUGUCCUUCUCCAUUGUGGGAGCAAACUCCUUCUGUGGAAGCGGUAUAGGGUUGCAAAGAUCAAGGAGGGCCUGGUUUCUAUUUUAAAAAGCAGUGGUACAUAAUGAAAAGUCAGGACCAACUUGAAACCAACAUGGUUCUUAAGCAGGUUCAGACAGCCAUGCUGAAUCCACAUCCACAGUUUCACCGUCAGUGCUAGGAUGCUGGGUAUGGCUUUCAUAUGACUUAGCAACCAAGUACUGGCACCCAACCCAUGGUGCUGAGUGCUUCUGGGAGUGUAUUUGUACUACAGUAUGAGUAAUGGGUUUCACUGGCCGAGUGGCCGGUCAGGGGAGAAUGACAUCCUUUCUGCUGGAUGGUUGGACAGCUCAUUCUCUAACAGUCUGCAUGUCAGACUGAUGCCAACAACAUUUAUUGACACCAUUCAGAAAAAGCAUGAAAAGUAAAUUUCCUCAAGCUUUCUGGAAUUUUCCAAAUUUUACAGAAGGCCCCUCUGAGACUGAAAGCCCUGUGGUCAACUGACUAGGUGCAAAUAUGUUUUAUAACCGCAAACAGUGUAAAAUAUAAACACAGCAAAACCACAAUGUAGAGCCAUGAAGUGGAUAUGAACAGCAUAUCUCGUACACAUUUACCUUUGCGUUCUCAGUUAACAAUACAGACACUCCUCACUUAACGACCGAGUUCCAUUCCUACGACUUGGUCAUUAAGCGAAUCGGUCAGUAAACGAGGAACUGCCCCUUACCGAUAUCUCAAGCGUACUGUAUGGGUAGUGGGUUUGUGUCAACCAUCUUUAGAUAUUGUUUUAAUGACGCCUUUGCACCAUUUAUAACAUUUUUAGCAUAUUUGUAAAUGUUUACAGGUAGUGGGAGAUCGUUUUUAUUUAUUUCCGCUGGCAUCCUGUGUUAUGGGGUGUACAAUAAAGUACAAACUUAUAGACAAGAAGUGUAGUCCUGGAGAUUGCGAAUGCUAGUGUAGUGAAUACGGAGUGACUCCGGGAACGAGAGUGUGACUGAGAAAGGGUGACGCGAGAUGAGAUGCCUGGCACUGAGACGCUGCGCUGCCGUUUCCACGACCAAAGUUCUCGUACAGCGUAUAAUACCGACUGGCCGGAGAGUGGGUCAUAAGUCCGGGCGGUAGUUAAACAGGUAGGUCAUUAAAUGAGGGGUGUCUGUAAUGUACUGUAUAGUUUACAUUUAAUGUGUUGGGAAUGGAGAUUUAUCUCAUAAAGGUAGAUUUAAAAAGACCAAAAGACACUUUUAGCUUGAGUAUUUAUAUUUCUAAAGCGUAUUUAUAUACCGGUACUAUUUAUUAGUGUGAAAGUGUGCUGUUAGCAUAUUUUUAGUUCUCGGGUUGCUAGGCAACCGUCUCUAAGAGUCAUUGUCUUUUUGUCAUUAUGGUUGUCUGUUUAAGUAGGGAGCAAUUGGUAGCUGUAGUCUCCUUAUAAGGUCAUCCAGCCUCUAUUUUAGACUCGCUACAGUCAUUCUUAAUGAUAUAACGUGUGUCCUACUGAAGACAAAAAGCUGCCUUAAUUGGUAUCUCCACCUGCCUUUAAAUAGGGUGGGGGGAAUUAUACGUGACCUAGGAGAGAUUCUGUCCUGGUAGUCGGGCACAGGGGGGUCACACUGAACUCUGUUUUCCUAUGUGAGCCUGCCCCAGCAUUUCCUCCCCACCUAGCGAGUUAUGAGUUAUACAUGGCCUGAGAGCUGACUUGGGAUCUGGCAUGCAUCAGAAUGCAGCUCUCUUACAAUUAGUUUGUGCCAUUGCGUGGAACAUACUUCCCUAUGGAUCUGAUCCUAAUGUAAUGUCCUAUCUGGCAAAAGUCCCACUUCCCUAAUCCAAUCAGCCAGAGUAUAGCUUCUCAGUGGCUCUGGGCUGAUGACCGACAACUGCUGGAGGAAGAGGGUUGGGGUCGGGCCCUUAGCCCCUUCCGGGGUGUGCUACGCACCGAGACAUAAACACGCUUUGGUACUGACACAGCUACCUUACUCCUUUCCUUAAGUGUGUCAUAGAGGACAGGUGUUCAUCAAAACCACAAUGUAGAGCCAUGAAGUGGAUAUGAACAGCAUAUCUUGUACACAUUUACCUUUGUGUUCUCAGUUAACAAUACAGACACUCUUCACUAGUCUGAGGGCCCAGAUGCAACUACUAAGUUCAGUUUCAGAAAGUACAAAUCCAGACCAAGAUUUUGUUUCAACCAACCAUUUGAAUAUAAAGAGUCACAUUCACAGAGUAUUUAGCUGGAACAAAAUCUUGGUCCGGAUUUGUACUUUCUGAACCUGAAAUUUCCACCUCUGGACUGCUGGAGGAAGAGGGUUGGGUUCCACCUCUGGAAAUUUCACAAUAUAACUGAUACAGUAUAAAUAGCUGUUUAAAUGUGUUAAAUUGUGCAACCAUUACAUUUAUAAGUCAUCCACAGACUGAGAUUCAUCUUGGGUAAAUGUCUUUUAUGCAAGCAUCAAUGAGUACCAUUAGGGUUGUGCGAAAAAAAACAUCAAAGGUGGCUAUUUGGCUGAACAGAAUCGAUAUUGUGAAUGUAGUUCAUUUUCUGGAGUUAAUGGCUCUGUGAUUCUUAAAGCGCAAGCAGCACAUCCUGCGUUUAUGGUCAGUGUUGGAAGGGAGGGCACCAUCGUAAAAACCACAACCAGAUGUGAAAUACUGAAAUACUGUGUCUCUGUUUAAACGUGAUCCAGUAGCCUAUAGCCCUAUGAUGGACAGCCACGGUGUCGAUGUGAUAGAUGUUUAUCUUUCUCGGACAUUAGGAUUUUUUUGAAUAAUAGUAAUUCUUGUGUCCAGAUACCAGUGCCAGCUGGUGAGAUUCUGGACAGAACUUUUUCAUUUUUGGCAAAGAAUGGGACCUAUGACAUUCCACACACAAAGCAGGCACUCUUUUUGGUGUCUAGUCACAUCUUUUACGUGCAGUUAUUUGGCUGCCGUCAGAUUAUGUUGGAACAAACAAACGAAAAAAAAAUUGAUGUGCAUUACCAGUGUCAGAGCGUUUGAAAUCCCACAUCUGCAAAAUAACUGCUUCGAGGUUUAUAAUUUGCUUGUUAUGCAUGCCUGCUUCAUUGAAGUAUAGAGGUUUUGCAUAUGUCGCUAAAAUGGAAUGCUAGCAAAAACAGGCAGAACACAGUCUCCGUACGGUCACUUCACAUUUAUAUCAUUAUGCUUCAGUGUCUCUCUAGUGUUGAUACAUCCUGCUUUUGUUUUUCCUGUACCUGUUCUGUCUUAAUUUCAACCAUCUGAUAUCAGCAUUUGUUUGAUUUAAGUAUACUUGAUAUUUUGGUUAUAAAAUCAAAGUUUGUAGCCCUGUUUUUAAAAGACUCACUAAGUGCUUUUAAAAAGUUUGUUUUGUUAUACUCUUCUUCUGUUUUUGAUUUAUGUGUGUAGCUUUACUGAACAUUUAUAAGCUUUGUUUGAUGUCACAAUAAGUCACAAUAAGGUGUUUUCAGUGUGUUAGAGUCAGAGUCAAUAUAAAUGUAUGAGAGUAUGUCAGAUUGCAUGCUUCCCAAGUCAUUGGAACCUUAAAUGUGAUGUAAAAUUAUAUUUUCAAAGGAGGAAAAGGACCUUUUGUUUACAAAGUAACCAUUUGUCUUUAUUUUGUCUAUUUAUAAGUUCAUUAAAACCCCGAAAGACA